This is a messenger RNA of Toxotes jaculatrix (banded archerfish), 4686 nucleotides long. RefSeq names its product zinc finger and BTB domain containing 7B (gene zbtb7b). The transcript has 4 exons. The record is from RefSeq and is a predicted model, not a curated record. Gene Ontology annotation, biological process: positive regulation of gene expression; regulation of transcription by RNA polymerase II. Gene Ontology annotation, molecular function: DNA-binding transcription factor activity, RNA polymerase II-specific; RNA polymerase II cis-regulatory region sequence-specific DNA binding; protein binding. NCBI's taxonomy places the organism in Eukaryota, Metazoa, Chordata, Actinopteri, Toxotidae. Bases 483 to 2177 code for a protein of 564 amino acids.
UGUAAGUAGGGCAAGCCGCUUCCUGGUUCUCAGAAAGGAGGAGCUGGGAGUUGGAGUGGGCCAGCGGAGGCAGCAGACAGGGGGGUCAGAGCAGCCCUGAGAGCCGGCGGUCUGCAGAGAGAGAAGCGGAGAGGACCAACAAGAAAAAAAAAACGCCAACGCACGGUUUGGCGAACAUUAAAACCGCCCGGGUGUCGAGCUGAGGACGGCAGGAGCGGGGGAGACGAACAGACAAGAUCUGAGAGGAUAAAAAAAGAAGAGAAAGAAGUAGAAGAAGUAGGCAGGGUGGGACGCAAUAAUCCAGGAAGUGUGGAGGCCGGUCAGGUGGGAGGCGACGAGUCAGGACAGGUGCCACACCGGCACUCAGGUGUAUGACCUCUGCUGACCACUGAGCAAAGAAUCAAAGAGGAGAGGGAGUGAGCGAGAGAGAGAGACAGAAGCAGGCACCCAUCUUCUCUUGGGUUUAUGGACUGGAGGUGGCAAUGUCUCCAGGAGAGGACGGUCUGAUUGGGAUCCCCUUCCCGGAGCACAGCAAUGAGCUCUUGUCCCGCCUCAAUGACCAGAGGAGGACGGGGCUCCUGUGUGACCUCACCCUGACCUCCCGUGGGGCACGCUACCCCACUCACCGCUCUGUCAUGGCUGCUGUCAGCCUAUACUUCCGCCGGCUGUUUGGGGCAGAGGAAGGGGGUGGCGAGGGCGGAGGAGGUUUCAGCGUUUGCCAGCUGGACUGCGUGGCACCCGAUGCCCUGUAUGCCCUGCUGGAGUUUGCCUACACUGCCACCCUGACCAUCCCGAGCUCCGGGAUGAGAGAUGUGUUGCGAGGGGCUCAGCUUCUGGGCAUCCAGUGUGUGGCUGACGCCUGCAGAGACAUACUGGGGGAGACGGCAGAGGCAGAGGGGGAGACAGCAGAGGAGCCGAGAAACCAGCACACAGCUACCAAGAGGAUGGGGGAAGAAGAGAGUGUAGAGAAAGGGUCCCGAAGAAAAUCAGACAAAAAGAAGGUGAAAAAAAUUGGGUUGCAUCACAACAACUCCUUGGUUUUGAACCCAUUGCCUGCUUCUCCUGCCUCGCAUCCUUCACCUGCAUCCGACAGCCUCCGCUCGCUGCCAUCUACCCAGCCGCCCAGCCCCGAACAGGAGGAGCUUCACCUUGAAUCUGGACAGAACGGAGAUCCCAGGUCAAUCAGAGAGCCAGGGAGGGGUGCUGCGCUAAAUGGAGGGCUCUUUCACUGGCAGCAUGAGCGCCCGCGUUUAGCCCACCCACCUCCUGUGGUACCCUCCAAUGACAAGCUGUCAGAGGAUGAUGACAUGGAGGGUUUUGGUGAUGAUGGUAUGCUGAUGGGAAGCACCUCCAUACCUACCUCUGUAGCUGAGCGAGGAGCUGCAAUGUCAGCUGUGAGAGGGGGGAGGAAGAGGAAGUCUCAGACACCCCAGCAGUGCCCUGUCUGUCAGAAGAUCAUCCAUGGAGCGGGAAAACUGCCGCGACACAUGAGGACACACACUGGAGAAAAGCCUUUCCAGUGCUCAGCCUGUGGGGUCCGUUUCACCCGGAAUGAUAAGUUAAAGAUCCACAUGAGGAAACACACAGGCGAGCGCCCCUACCCAUGCCCUGACUGCCCUGCCAGGUUCCUCCACUCAUACGACCUCAAAAACCACCUGUCCCUCCACAGCGGGGCACGACCCUUUGAGUGCCCGCUCUGCCACAAGGCCUUCGCCAGAGAGGACCACCUCCAGCGUCACCGCAAGGGACACAGCUGCCUGGAGCUGCGCACACGCCGGCCCAGGCGUGGUCCUGAGCUUGUGGAAGAUGGGAGAGGGGAUGGAGGCAGGAGGGCGCAGUCCAGCACUCUGGAGGCUUUGUCCUCACAGGCCCACGCUUCGGCGUUUCUCCCCCACACAAUGCUGGAUGGUGGGAGUGGAUCAGGCGCUGGCCCUCCACUGAUGUUUGCAGGCGAUGUUGAGAGGGGGCGCUCUCUCGCCCUUCAGGCUCUGGCUCAACUCGGGCCUCACGGGCUGGCCGGCUAUCCUGAGCUCUUCCUGCGAGGGGUGGAGCUGCGAGGUGGCAGAGAGACGGAGGGAGAAGAUCCAGGAGGAACACGCUCGCCGGCUACACAGCGUGACCGAUGGGCAGAAGUGGAAAAGGAAAAUGGAGAUGAGGAAGCAGAGGAAGAGGAAUAGUUAAAAGAGAGAGAGGGAGAGUGCGUGUGUCUGUGUGUGUGUAUGUGUCUGUGUGGUAAAGCAUCCACAGUAAAAAAAAAUCUCACUCAGGUGGCUGGACUAAUGACCUGCUGCUCCCAUGUAGAGAGCGCUUAAAAAAAUAAAAACUAAAUGAUAUUAAAAGAAAAAAAAAUGGAAAACGGGUUUUCAGAGAUAUUUUAAAUGUUUGUCUUCUGGCUCUUGGCGAUUGAUUUCAUUUGUCUUUUAAAUUUUAUUUCUCGUUUGCUGUUUAAAUUGAUGUAUUUUAGGUUUGAGCUGUUUCUUUAUGAUUUGAUUUGAUUUUUCUAGCUUGACAUGUGUGUGUUGAGUGUGUGGUUACUGGGAUGCUUUUCACUAUGCAAACUAAAAUCCAGAACUGCAACAUGGAGGGAUAUUUGAAGAUGUAUAUUUUAGUUACAAGAUAAUGUAUUGAUUCAGGUGCAAUUCAGAAGUCAUAUCAUGUAGAUCACAAGAAUGGGUUUGUGUGCUCGCUGUCCUCUGGUGGUUAUCAGUGGAAAUGCAGUCUAGUUAAUCAAACUUGUUCUGUGCAUUGUAAGCAAUAAUGUUCUUUCUAUCUUUUCUUCUUAGUGGUAGAAUGUUUGCUUUGAUUCGGUGCUUGAACCAAAGAUUUUAGUUUAACUUUUUUUUUCUUAAAUCUUAAGUUAACAGGAGUGGAGAGAAGUGAAUUGUGGCCAAUGUUGGGUUUGAAGAGAAAAUCCUUCCCAACUGUUUUGCUCGCCAUGAGAAAGAAUCUGCUUCCAUAUUUGAGUGUUUCAGAGCUGUCGAGCUCUGUGUUAAAUGCCUGACCAAAAGAGACAAAGUUUGGAUCAAUGAGUUGAUGCUGAUUAAUGUUGAAGACAAUUCUUCUUUUCCCAAAGGCUGUGGAUUUCAGUCUUCCAAUGCACUCGUUUCGGUUCCUUGUUUAAAAAAAAAAACAAAAAAAAAGAAGAGGGGCAAGGUGAAGGUGUGAGUGAGAUAGCUUGCCCCUUUUUUUCUGUAUUUAUUUAUUUAUUGUUAUUUAUUAUGGCUCUUCUGCUGAAACUCUUGUGAGACCAGAUUCAGGGUUGGACACAAAUUGUGGUCCAUUUCUCAUCUAAGUCUUACAAGAAGCUGCAUUGCGCUAAAGAUUUUGGCUCAACAUCUCCAUAUACCCAAACGCCUUUUUACAGGCUGCGUGUCUUCUUUUGGCGAUUCUUCCUCAAAUGCAUUCUUUGCACAUGUAACCCCGUCAGGUACUGCAAUAACACAGGCACAUUCCAUCCUCCGGGGUAGAGAGAAGGGAACUGAGCAAAGAAGAAGCCAGGGGGGUUUUAAACCUUCGAUGCAACUGGAACACAAAAUAACUUUGCUGUUUGACAUUUUCAGCAGGCUUUUCUGUUGUUAAAUCAACAUGUAUAGUACUGUAACACGUUAUCGCAUGGCAGUUCUUAUAGAUCGGCCACCGCUGUGUCUAAAGGGGCCAUUAUCUUUUUGAGUUUGUCUAUCUUCGACCAAAAAUCUUUUUAGUUGCAUUUUGUUUCUCUGGACCAGUACAUUAAGACCUAUUGUGGGGUCUAAUGCAAUCAUUAAUGGCUUUAAAUGACAAGCAGUUGUCUUUUUAUUUCCAAAUCUCUUGAAAUCCAUGUAGUCAGAACCUGCUGUAGCAGUCGUGCUGGUCUGGCCUUGUGUGCACUGUCUGCUCCUUGUUGUGUAGUAAAUCCUUUUUUAUUUCCAAUUUAUUUGCACUAUGAGAUUUGAGAGCUUCAAGCCUUUUUGUCUGACCUUCAAUAUCUAGUCCAUUAACUCACUCAGUACCAUUUAAAAUUGUGAUAGAAUUAGACCGUACUUCUUUAAAACCCACAUACAUUGAAUACUCUUCCUCCUGCAUAUUGGUACAUAAUUAUUGUCAAAUGUAAUAUAUAUAUAUAUAUAUAUUGGGAGUUGCCUUUGGUUUUUUUUGUGCUGCAACUACUCUCAGGAAAUCUUGAGCAAUGCACUAAGUGAUUAUACAAAACAUAAAAUGAGAAGAAAUUGUUUGGUGCUGCAGGGCGAUUAACACUCUUCAUGUACGUGUAAGACCAGUAGUUUCAAAAUAAGAGAUUUUGUAAAUUUUGUAUUAUAUCAUUUAACAUAAACCCCCCAAAUGAUUCAAACCUAUUGUGUAGAAAAAAUAGACCAUAAUCAAACUACUGGCCUUACAGGAACCAGUCCUACUGGAAUGGCAGUGUGACAGUUGGUCCUGUUCAUGAUGGGUGUUGGUGCUCCCAGUCAGAGCUUUGUGAAUGAAUGAGGGUUAUCUGAUGCCAGCUGUGAAGUGUGUGUUUCUAUGUGAGCUGUUUGUCUUCUUGGCUUCGGUGAAGGGACAUGGGGUCUGGUAUGAGUGGAGGCCCCGCUAUCAGGGAUACAUUUUUGUCUUUCAGUUUUUAGUGCAACCUUCUCAGAGAUAUGAAUUCAUUUCCCAUCAUUUGUUUCAGUUAAUGUAAAGAAAAGAAAUAAAGAUAUCUAAGCUUGC